Molecule: messenger RNA, 2686 nt
Organism: Marchantia polymorpha subsp. ruderalis
Lineage: Eukaryota; Viridiplantae; Streptophyta; Marchantiopsida; Marchantiales; Marchantiaceae
Source: the annotation of a GenBank genome assembly
CCCCUCCUCCUCUUCUGCUCUCCUAUCUCUCAGAACUCCCUCUCUCUCUCUCUCUCUCUCUCUCUCUCACUCUCACACUCAAAUCUUGUAACACGAACUCAACGCUCGCCCUUCGCUUCUCGUCUCUAUCUCUCUGAGUGCGAACUUGGGGCCUUUGAGAAUCUGACUCGCUCGCUCACUCACCUGACACUUGAAAUAGUCGAGAACGGCAGGAAGCAGCGCAGAAUUGCAAAGGAUCGAAAACAACGGAAAGACGUUAGGCGGAACGGCAGGCAGGCAGGCAAGCAGGCAGGCAGUGCGUUCGUGCGAAGGAUUGGAAAUUUGUUGUUGUUGUUGCGCAGCAGCAGCAGCGAGUGCAGAAAGUGCAGCAGGCAGGCAGAAGCAGGCAGGCAGAGAAAAGAGUGGAUGAGGAAGCAGAAUGGGAGUUUGGGACAGCAGUGACUUGGUAACACAGAGUUUCGCGAAAGAUUCGUCUGAGGGCGUAGACAGCAAGACGAGCAACGGUGCGAGGAAGAGCGAGAUGGCGUCGACUUCUUGGAUUAGAGGGGAUUUGAUAGGCGCAGGGGCGUUCGGCAAGGUGAAUUUGGCGCUGAACAGGGAGAAUGGCGAGUUGUUCGCGGUGAAAUCCAUCGAGUGCAACGAGCGCAACACGAGCGAGAUGCUGGCGAUGAAGAACGAGGUGCAAAUUCUGUCGAGCCUGGAUUCGCCCUUCGUGGUGAAGUGCCUGGGCUCGUCCUUCUCGCUCGAGGGCGGCAAGAGCAUGCACAACGUGUUCGUGGAGUACAUGUCGGGCGGCAGCCUGGCCGAUCUCAUGAAGAAGUUCGGCGGGCACUUCGACGAGCCGCUGAUCAGGAAUUACACGCGCAGCAUCCUCGAAGGGAUUCAGUACCUGCACGCGCAGGAAAUUGUGCACUGUGACAUCAAGGGCAAAAACGUGCUCGUAGGAAGCUCUGGAGUGAAGCUCGCGGAUUUUGGCGCUGCCAAAAGAAUGGGCGCAGGCAGCGUGGUGGAUUCGCAGUUGACCAUGAAGGGCACGCCGCUCUGGAUGGCGCCCGAGGUGGUGGCUCUGGCCGAGCAAGGCCCGGCCUCCGACAUUUGGUCGCUCGGCUGCACCGUCCUGGAAAUGGCCACGGGCAAGGCGCCCUGGAUCCACAUCGCCAACGGCGCCGCCAACCCUUUCGUGGCGCUCUACCACAUUCACCGCAGCGAGCAAGUGCCCGAGUUGCCCUCGUGCCUCUCGGAGCAGGCGCACGAUUUUCUGCGCAAGUGCUUCCAGAGAGAUCCCCGGGUGCGCUCCACGGCCGAGCAACUUCUGAAGCACCCCUUCAUCACCGACAGCGUCCCAGUGCUCGAGGAGCCCCAGGCCCCGCAGCCCUCGCCCACCAGCACGCUGGAUUUCCCCAGCCACCACGACGUGACCGGCUACACCUCGUCAAUUGUGAAUUCCGUGCCAAUUCUGCGAUCCCCCCUCUUCGCCAAGCGCGCCUCCGCUGCGCCCCUUGCGAAUUUCCAAUCCGAGGAGGAGCCCAAGCAGAGCACGAGCUCGUCCAGCGGCGCCGACUGGUGGUGCAACUCGCCCCUCAGCCCCAUGCCCGGCCAGUGGAUUGUCGUGCGCUCGCCCAAGGCCACCUCGCCCACUUCUUGCGAUGCCCCCAAGCUGCCCUGCGCCCUCCCCCAGGAGGUUGUGGCAGCAGCAGCUGUGAAAGAGUGCAACCUCCCAGUCGCCGCCCUCAAAGAGGUGGCAGUUGAGCCGGAAUUUGCCUCUUGCGCAACCGACUCGCUGGAACAGCUCGCGCAAUCGGACAGCGCCAAGGCCUCGCCCUCGAUCGUCGACCAUUGCCAAGCCGGGACGAUGGAUUCGGCCUCUGCCUCCGACCUCCUCCUCGACGACGAGGUUAUGGUGGCAGAAGAAUGCCAAGCGACAUCGACAUCGUCGUCCGGUGCCGAUGACGAUGGCGACGACGAUGAGGUCAUGGACUCUGCUGCUGCAGCAGCAGCAGCAGCGGACGCCGCGCAGACGCAGACGCAGUCGCAGGGCAAUGUCAGGCCCGGCGUGAGCGAGGCAAUGGGGCAAGAAGACGAGGGUGCAUCGCCCAGCCACACGACCGGGCUCAGCAGCAGCAGCAGCAGCAGCAGGCGAGGCUGCAGCUCCUUCGACAUGGGCCGGGCGUCGAGAAGCUUGUACAACUUUGUGUUCAGCAUGGCGAGAGGCCCGACGAGACCGCGGGCCUUCAAAUUUGGCUCGCUCAGAGCGACUCUUAGAAAACUAGCCACGGCCCAUCGGAAGAUGACCUCCCGAGGUCGUCGGGGCAAGUCUGCUCUCAUGAGGUUCUCCAUACGCAAACAAGCGCACGAGUUGGUUUUCGAAAAGCUCUGGACCUUAGGCAGAUCUUUGCCCGCGUGCUCAUUCAGACUCGCCUUCGUCUCGGGCAUAGCUAGUUACGUAGAAUCUCUCGGUUCAUUACAACCGCAAUUUUUUAGAAACAGAUUUAAGUUUCUGAAUAAAAGUGCCACUCCCUGGUGGCUUCUAUACAAAAUUCCCGUGUUUCAUGUUUUGGGCUUUUGAUUGAUUGCUGUCUGUCAUGUUUUUGGCUUCGACGAUAUGUCCAUGGAUUGAAUGGUGGAUGGAUGAAUGAAUGCCUCUGCUCUUCAGAGCAGAGAUUGGUCUGUGGGUUUUCUGGGUCGU